Rubroshorea leprosula is the source of this 834-nucleotide messenger RNA. NCBI's taxonomy places the organism in Eukaryota, Viridiplantae, Streptophyta, Magnoliopsida, Malvales, Dipterocarpaceae. The record is from the annotation of a GenBank genome assembly.
GUCUCUUUCUGUUGAGUUUUCAUCAACUAAGCUGUACCCCAGACUCCAGGGACACUCAAUCCAUAGUGACUCUUUUAACUCCUCGAAGCUAUGUCUUGAAUAGAAUUAUGAUUAAGCUUGAAAUUCAUUUAAAAUAGAUAUACUUUUCUAUAAUUCUUCUUAUUUCUCAUUUCCUUAUCAACAUUACUUUGUGAUGCUCUUGUAAUUGACAUCAAAGUUCUCAUGUUUUAACAAAUGAACAGCAGGGAAUUCAAGAGGAAAACAGAAAGCGUCAACCGUGACAACCAGUAGCAAACCAUGGAGAUCAAGGGUUACAUCUCUUCUGACAAUUCAGCCAAAACCAAUGUCAUUUGUCCUAGCAACCCAGUGAUGAUCUGGCAAGUCUCCGAAGUGAAGAAAUUUCAUCCAGAUCAGGCAAUGCAAAGUGGAAGAUGCAUAAAUAUUUAAGGCGAUCAAGUGCCAUAUUCUGUCAAAUUUGUUGCUAACUAACAGACAAGAAAUGUGGAAGGCCAAGUUAAACUUGCUAAUGCUGUCUUGAAUUUUGAUUACAAUAAUGGAUGCAUUUGCUAUUGAGUACAAAAAGAGCGUUGUGAGAUUGGGUGUUUUGGGAAGCUUCUAUAAGGUAGGGUCGAGAUUUUAGCAAUUGUCUCCAUUUAGUAAAAUUUCUACUCGGCUCUUCCAGUGAAAUUUAGUAGUUGUGUUUUUAUCUUUCUUUCAUCAUCUCUUAUUGUAUCAAAAUAGUUGGGAACGUGAAAAUUGCACCAAAUUGGAAUUUUAAUGUAUUUACUUCACCAGAAAAAAAUUUCUUUCAAUGAAUAAAGAUUGUGAUGUUAU